AACAAAAUUUAAAUAUUAUCAUUGGGGUAAACAUGUUAACGUCUAUUCUGUUUUAGAUAAAGUUCAUUAGCACUUUUGUUAGACGUAUCAAAAGAUGUAGGACUACAACUACCUUUAGCAUGCUCAUUGGCAUAAAACAGUCAGAGGUGGAUUUAUGGAGCAGUAAGAGAUAAAUAAGAAGAACUUACAAGGACUUAACAAACAUUUUGAUUUCGGCCAUUUCCCUCGACUGCUUCUCAGGUGUCAGCUAUGAAAUUAUUAGAAUAGACACUAUCGGCCAGAUAUUCGGAAUGCAAUAAUCUACUUUCCAGUAUUGAUUCGUGCCAUAUGAAGUCCUGUCGUCGUCAAGAGACAUGACGCACAAACAGGACAAAAUCGUCAAUAUGCAAGUGGUAUGGAGAUUAUGGAGGAUAUAUCGUUGGGAAGUUGUACCGAUUUUUGAAGUUGUCAACCGACCGAACUGAAGAAUGACCACUCCGUGGUGUCGGGGUAACUUGUCGCCCCGGUAAACAUGCAACGUUUGAGAACAACUUUCAAACGGGCCAGGACCCCAACAGCAUACGAAAUGAAGACCCAAAGCAGCUUAGAAGUACCCAAGCAGGUCAGAUCGGCCUCGUUCGAUGAAAUCCAAUUGGAGGCGAAGCGAAUGCAGUCCGACAAGGGAGCAGACUCGAAUACCCUCCUUAGCAUUCCUCAAUUUCCCGGCCAGCGAUCGCGUAGCGUUGAUUCCGGUGGGAGCGAGGAGUCGGGGAACUUCCUGGAAGUGCCUUCCAGGAAGUUCCACAGAAGAAGGUCGUCCGGGAGCAAGAGUCCAAUAUGUGUGCACUGUAUUUGCCUGGAGGAGUACAAUAGAAUGCAUAGUAGUGAUAGUAGUCAAGAUGAAAAAGAUAAAGAUGAUAUGCCGCAACCGUCGUUUAGUAUGAGCGAGUCGUCCAGUGAAUGCGAAGAAGAGAUCUUAUCCAACUGCGGUAUCCGAGUUACCUUAUCGCCAGAAAUACCGCCAGAGCCUAUACAAUCACCACCGCCUGUGCCAAUGACGCCUACGCAGUCCAGGAGGAAAUCCAUACACCGCCAAGAAGCUUUCUUCGGGGAGCCUUCCGGAGACUCCUUGGAAAGCAUUUCCGACGCUAAUUCGGAGGCCUUUUCCUCUGAUGGAGCCGUUUCUGCUCCAGCAGGUCUUGUAGUCAAAGAUAUUUACCUGCAGGUUCCCGAUUUAAAGCGAGAUCGAGCGGCUUCCGUGGAUUCGUGCUUCUCCAAGGUUUCGCAAGUAAAGACUGAGGAACUGGAACACUCUGGUGUAAGUUUGGAAGUACCUGUAGGGCCGAAUGUUGCGCUUCGUUCUAGGUCCGUUGAUAUUGUGCUACCAACUGACAAGCAAGCGAGGUAUAAGGCUCUAGCGAUGGCAGCACCUUGUAACUCGGAGUAUAGGAAGUCAUCAGAGGUCGGGGAGCGGGUUUUGAGGAGCACUCCCGAUUGGGAAGAGACUGCCAUCAAUGGGGACCAUUUGUGGGUACCGACGUCAGUGUCGGGUGAUUUUUGUUAUGUGGGAGACUCAGACUGUACGAAACACGGCCCUCGAAUGAAGUGCUCGGCCUGCAAUAUAAUUGCUCAUCAAAGCUGUAUUAAGGUGUUAGUGGAGAAGGUUAAGUUUUUUUGUAAACCGACUUUUAAGGACGUCGGCGUGCGGCAGUACAGGGAGCAGACAACCAUUCAGCAUCACUGGGUCCAUCGCAGGUCCGAGAAAGGGAAGUGCAGGAGAUGCAGCAAGUCCUUCCAGUCAAAGCUAUCGUUCAGUUCCAAAGAAAUCGUGGCAAUCAGUUGUUCCUGGUGCAAAGCCGCCUACCACAAUAAGGAGUCCUGUUUCAAUAUCAAGCGAAUAGGGGAAGAAUGUACGUUAGGGGUCCAUUGUAAUAGUAUAGUACCACCAUCGUGGAUAGUAAAGUUGCCUAAAAAAGGAAAUUUCAAGUCUAGUUUACGAAAAUCGCCGAAGAAACGAACUAGCGUGAAGAAAAAUAAACAUAAGGACAAAGAACAUCGAAUUUUCGCAAUAAAGCCAAUCCCCUCAACGAACGUUUCUCCAGUGAUAGUGUUCAUCAAUCCAAAAUCCGGAGGCAAUCAGGGUCUCAAGCUGCUCCAGAAGUUCCAGUGGCUGCUUAAUCCCAGACAGGUCUUCGAUCUGACGCAAGGAGGUCCGCGAAUGGGUUUGGAGCUGUUCAAGAAAGUGCCUAAUUUAAGAGUACUGGCCUGUGGUGGGGACGGUACCGUAGGGUGGGUGUUGAGUGUGAUAGAUCAGAUCGGAAUAUCUCCUGCUCCUGCUGUCGGAGUCUUGCCGUUGGGUACGGGGAACGACUUGGCGAGAGCUCUUGGAUGGGGAGGGGGCUACACCGAUGAACCAAUCUCGAAGAUAUUAUCGAAUAUAAGCCAAAGUGAUAUUGUGAACUUGGAUAGGUGGUCGCUGGACGUGGAGAAAAACAAAGACGCUCCUCCGCCGGCAUCGAACGAACCCGUCGGCAAGGAAAGUCUCCCCCUCAAUGUCGUCAACAACUACUACUCGCUGGGGGUCGAUGCCCAUAUCGCAUUGGAGUUCCACGAAGCCAGAGAGGCACACCCGGAAAAGUUCAAUUCUAGGUUAAGGAACAAAAUGUUCUAUGGUCAAAUGGGAGGAAAGGAUCUCUUGAAAAGGAAAUGGAAGGAUCUAGCUGACUUCGUGAUCUUAGAGUGUGAUGGGCAGAACAUUACGCAAAAACUGAAGGAAUUGAGGGUCCAUGCAAUAGUUUUUCUUAAUAUUUCUAGUUACGGUGGUGGUACGCAUCCAUGGAAUAGGUCAAUGGGUACUCACGAACCAAAUACGGAUGAUGGAUUGAUAGAGGUUGUUGGUUUAACAACUUAUCAAUUGCCGCUUCUCCAAGCCGGCGGUCAUGGAACGUGCAUCACCCAGUGCCGAUCAGCGAAGAUCACGACCUCCAAGACGAUUCCCAUGCAAGUGGAUGGAGAGGCAUGUAAACUAGGACCAUCUAUCAUUACUCUGAGUCACUUGAACAAAGCUCCUAUGCUAGCGAAAAGAAAAUUCGGUAAACCGGUACCGAUCCAAACUGCUUUGGACAAUCUGAAUGUUGGUGUCAACAAGCUGACCAUGUCAGACUAUGAACAACAUCAUUAUGAUAAAGAUCUUCUAGCUCAAGCAGCAAUAAAUAUAGGUAAAAUAGAAGUUAGUCCGGGGUCUGAUCUGGAACAAGUCAGGGCGAUGAUCAAUACUAUGUUAGAAGAGAAUAAAGACAAGCAGAUGAUGUGCUCUGACUGGUGCUUUAUCGAUUCCUGUACAGCUGAACGAUUUUUCCGAAUCGACAAAGCACAGGAAAGUCUUCAUUACGUCGUCGAUAUUUGUAGUGAGAAUCUGUAUAUACUCGAAUGUGGUGACGAAACGGUCCCUCCCACUCCUGAAGAUGAGACUGCCAAUCCAUCGCCGACGUCGAACCAUCAGACUUCAUAUAACAUUCCAGAAAUGCGUAUAAGUAAAGAGGAUGAUCUCGAUUCUCCGAGUGACCAUCCCCCGCUCUCCCCCCGAAACGUGGACUCCCAGGAGGAGUUCACCACCAGCCCCGACGAAGGCAUCCCCAUAGACAAUCAGCAAUUGGCCCGUGUCUCCUCAGACGCCAGUAUGAAAAUUAGAAGCAUCACUGAGAGAUUGUUUGGUUUGAAUCAAGAUUCGUACAAUGCUUAUAGUUACUUGGAUGAGAAACCGAACGAAAGUCUGCUAAUAGCUGCCAAAAAGGGUGAUAUCAGAAUGGUGAAGCAACUCCACAAUCAGGGCUACUCGCUUCUUACAAAGGACUCAACGGGCCAAACAAUGCUUCACCACGCUGCUCGUUACGGUCACCCAGAGUUAGUCAAAUAUCUGAUCAGAUUUGCACCGUCGAUGGUCAAUGAAAAGGAUUCCAAGUUAUCGCAAACUGCGCUUCAUAAAGCUGUGCUCUACAAAUGGCACAGCAUCUGUUGCAUACUAAUAGCCGGUGGAGCAGCAUUGGAUAUCAAAGAUCACCGUGGGCUGACUCCACGCCUUUUGGCUCUACAUAACAACGAUCAGGAAUUAGCAGCAUAUUUGGAAAGCCAAGAGAAAUUUCAGCUAGUUUCUUCUAACGUGGGAACUGAGGUGUAGGAGACAAGCAACAAGGUGUAACAUUUCUUAUGGCCCUUAAGGCAACAAAGCAAUUUACUUUUUCCUAAAAUGCCUUAUACUCUGUAUGUUAAAUUAAUACUAGGUGCAGGAAAAAACUAAAUAUUUUUACUAAAGGAUAAAUGAAUAUUAUGUUUGUAACAAAAUUUUACAAUAGUUUAAAAACUUUGCAUAGUUCAAAGUUCAAAUCAAACCCUUCUUUCAGUGCGUCAUAGUUUAUCGAAGUCUCUCUAAUGCAAAGUUGGAAUGGAAGUGGCAGAAAAAAACGUACGUCCGUCAUUAUUAUGCAUAUAACUUAGAAAAUUAUGUAUUCGGUGACGGGUAGUUGCAUAUUUAAGCGACUUCUACUUAUAGACGGAG
Diabrotica virgifera virgifera (western corn rootworm) is the source of this 4534-nucleotide messenger RNA. RefSeq names its product eye-specific diacylglycerol kinase (gene rdgA). The record is from RefSeq and is a predicted model, not a curated record. The coding region runs from base 512 to 4156 and encodes 1214 amino acids. The transcript is spliced from 21 exons. Gene Ontology annotation, molecular function: protein binding; ATP-dependent diacylglycerol kinase activity. Gene Ontology annotation, biological process: lipid phosphorylation; diacylglycerol metabolic process; intracellular signal transduction. Lineage: Eukaryota; Metazoa; Arthropoda; Insecta; Coleoptera; Chrysomelidae.